AUGAAAGACAUUAAGGGUGAACUGGUUAAAGUAGAAGGUGAAGUCAUUGAGCAUAAAAAGAAGAAAUUGAACAGAGAUGUUAAUGACUUUAAAAGUAAUUUGGUUUACUCUUGGCAACGAAAACGGAAAAAUGGUAGAUUCCAAGGGAAAAAUGCGGAAGUGAGAUUGCGCAGUAGGUACAGCUGGAAAUGGAGCAGCAGAACAGAGGGAAUUUUUGAGAAAACAACAAAUGCAAGGGUAGAGCAAAGGGACACAAUAGGAAAUACUGAACUAUUGACUGUCACUGAUGAAACUAUUGUUUCCUUUAACUUGGGACUUAUUGCUACUGAAAAUGUAAGUGUUACAGAUUUACGUGUAGUUAGUCUUAGUGACUUUAUUGUCACACCAACGAUGCAAAAAGUGUUAACGAAAGGUGGCAAGUUUGUCCCAACUAAGUUUCCUGCACUUACAGAUGUUUUGUUAGAUGUCAAACGCUUCUGUCGAAAGUUAUAUUUAAAAGUUUUUUUCAACAGUCAGAUUAUUUCUAAUGACAUGGCUUCGGAUAGAAACGUUAGUUUAGAUGACUCUCUUUUGGAGUUAUCUAUAUACGAUUAUGAAAGUCUUGAAAAUGAAUUUGAUAAUUUGGUUUCUGCUGAUUCUGUUGAAACUCGUUUUUUUUUACUGGUUACGAUCAGCCCUGGAGCAAUGCAUCCUAUUUUGAGUGACAAACUGCAGUUCCCUUCGUUUUUGCGUACAGUAAGUGGCAACCAGUUUCAGAAUUUUGCACUGGCCCAAUUAAUAAAGAGAUUUGGCUGGACGUGGGUAGGCCUGCUAACAGCAGAUAAUGAUGUUGGUAUAAUAGGGAGCCAAGACCUCAAGACACAAAUUGAGAAAACAGGAGGAUGUGUUGCAUUUCAUGAAAAAAUACAUGCCCUUUAUCCAUAUGAGAAAUUUUAUCAUAUCACUCAGCUUAUAAGGCAAUCUUCUGUUAAUGUGAUUAUUAUCAACAGUGAUGAAGUACAUACAAAAGCUGUACUGGAUUCUCUUUAUGUGCAAAAUGUGUCUGGGAAAGUUUUAGUUUUAUCAGUGUUGUGCAUCAUCACACCAGGCUUUUUCUCAAAAGAAACAUGGAAAUUAUUAAAUGGGACUAUAGGGUUAGUACCCUAUUCAAGUAAUAUGCCUGGAUUUGAAAAUUUCCUAGAUAAUCAACACCCUUUUACAUUUCCUGAUAACAUAUUUAUUAAAUCAUUCUGGGAAAUUGCUUUUGGUUGUAAGUGGCUAAGAAAUUAUGACAAGAAAAGAAAUGAUUCUGAAGACCUGAUUCAAGGAUUUUCAGUAUGUGAUGGAAUGGAACAAUUUAAUAAUGAUCAUCUUUGGAAUUUAUUUGAAUUAAGUGAUCUAAGUAAUACUUACCAAGUGUAUCUUGCAGUGUAUGCCUUUGCACAUGCUUUAGACAGCCUUACUUCUUGUAGCAAGGAACACGGACUCUUUGUUAAUGGCUCUUGCUCUACCGGUCAUGAUAUUCAGUCGUGGCAGGUGCUCCAACAUCUCAAAAGUGUUUCGUUUGUCACUAAAACUGGUGAAAAAAUGCAUUUUGAUAUCAAUGGUGAUGCAGUGGCAAUGUAUGACAUCAUCAAUGUACAAAUAAAUGAACAGGACAUGUUUAGAACCAUCAAAGUUGGAAGAGUCAAUCCUACUGCUCCCCAGGGAGAAGAAAUGAGCAUAAACAUGAGUGCCAUUUUAUGGAAUGAAAUAUUUGAUCAGGUGCCAACCUCAUUAUGUAGUGAACGUUGCUCAGUGGGAUAUCGAAAAAUUGUGAAAAGGGGACAGCCAGUGUGUUGCUUUAACUGUGCAACAUGUUCAUCUGGAGAAAUUGCCAAUGAAACAGAUACAAAUGACUGCCUGAAAUGUCCAGAAGAUCAAUGGCCUAAUGAACAGCGAGAUAAGUGUGCUCUAAAAAACAUUGAAUUUCUCUCCUACAGAGAAGCUUUAGGGGUGACAGUGGCUACAGUUUCAGUUUCCAUGAGUUUUACAGCAGUUCUCAUCCUAUGUGUCUUUAUCAGAUUUCGAGAUACACCCAUUGUUAAAGCUAACAAUCUUGUUCUCAGCUAUAUCCUCCUCUCUGCUCUUACGCUUUGUUUCCUUUGCUCACUGAUAUUUAUUGGACAACCAAUGGAACUGACUUGUAUACUGCGUCAGACUGCAUUUGGUGUAAUUUUCACCAUUAGUGUUUCUAUAAUUUUGGCUAAAACCAUCACUGUAGUAAUUGCCUUCAGUGCAACAAAUCCUAACAGCAAAUUAAGGAACUGGGUGGGGUCAAAGAUACCAUAUUCUAUUGUUGUCUUCUGUUCCCUAAUGCAGAUCAUUAUUUGUAGCAGUUGGCUGUCUGUUUCCCCUCCUUUCCCAGAAUUACAUCUGAAAUCUAAGUCAAUUACAGUGAUAUAUGAAUGCAAUGAAGGCAAAAGGUUAUUCUUUUAUUGUAUGCUAGGAUACAUAGGUCUUUUGGCCACAGUUUCCUUUAUAGUUGCAUUCUUAGCAAGAAAGCUACCUGACAGUUUUAAUGAGGCCAAAUACAUAACUUUCAGCAUGUUUGGGUUUGUAAGUGUUUGGCUGUCCUUUAUCCCUGCAUACCUGAGCACACAAGGGAAAUAUAUGGUCGCCGUGGAAAUAUUUGCCAUUCUGUCUUCUAGUGCUGGAUUACUAAUCUGUAUAUUUGGUACCAAAUGUUAUACUAUUUUACUAAGGCCAGAUCAAAAUGUUAAACAACGUUUAAUAGGGAAAUGA
Messenger RNA from Protopterus annectens (West African lungfish), 2763 nucleotides. Its product is annotated as extracellular calcium-sensing receptor-like. The transcript has 6 exons. The coding region runs from base 1 to 2763 and encodes 920 amino acids. Gene Ontology annotation, biological process: G protein-coupled receptor signaling pathway. Lineage: Eukaryota; Metazoa; Chordata; Ceratodontiformes; Protopteridae. Gene Ontology annotation, molecular function: G protein-coupled receptor activity. Gene Ontology annotation, cellular component: membrane. The record is from RefSeq and is a predicted model, not a curated record.